This is a messenger RNA of Chenopodium quinoa (quinoa), 798 nucleotides long. RefSeq lists its product as uncharacterized. The transcript is spliced from 7 exons. The record is from RefSeq and is a predicted model, not a curated record. Lineage: Eukaryota; Viridiplantae; Streptophyta; Magnoliopsida; Caryophyllales; Amaranthaceae. Bases 1 to 798 code for a protein of 265 amino acids.
AUGGUUGUAAACGAAACUGGAAAUUCAAUUGAAAUAGAAGACAAAUGGGGACAACGAAUCCAAUUAAAGAUUUGGGAUAAUGUAUUUCCUUAUUAUUCAAGACAAAAAGACCUACUUGUUGAUUCUACCAAGCCUUUUGGUAUAGUUGUUACUUCAACAAUGGUCAAAUAUUUUAAUGGGAAAAUUAAUCUAAAUACUUCUACAAUAACCAAAAUUUAUAUUGAUCUUCAAAUUUCUGAGGUUGAUGAAUUGAAAUCUUUAUGGAGUGAGAAGUUAGAUAAUGCUACCAUUGGAAAACUUGAAAUUCAGCAUAUCAACAUUGGACCGAAGAAAUCAACUCUAAAAAAAUAUCGAUUGGAGCUUAGUGUAAUCGAUCAUAGUGGGUCAACAAUAUUUGUAGUUUUUGAUGAAGAAGCUAAGAAACUAAUAGGACAAGAUGCAAUUACUCCUUUUGAGGCUCAUACUUAUGAAAAGAUCAAUGAUCAUAAUGAUGAUGAUAAUAACAAUGAAAAUGGUGAUACACAAAUUCCAAAUAUGAUUGCAAAUAUCAUUGGAAGUGAGUUAGUGUUCAAAGUUAAAAUCCCCGCUUAUAAUCAUACAGCAAUUCGACAAACUUUUACGGUGAUGAGAAAUUUUGACAAAAGUGUCAUUGAGAAUAAAGAUGUCAUAAAAGAUAAUGAAGAUACUUCAAAAGAUGAAGUUACAGUCAUUGAAAAAACCGCAAAACGCCCUUUAAAUAAUAUUGAUUCAACGGAAAAGGAUCAUGAUUCAUCCGAACAAAUCGCAUCAAAAAGAUAA